Messenger RNA from Closterium sp. Yama58-4, 1410 nucleotides. The record is from the annotation of a GenBank genome assembly. Lineage: Eukaryota; Viridiplantae; Streptophyta; Zygnematophyceae; Desmidiales; Closteriaceae.
AUGGAGACCUCGGACGCGUCGAUCGAGCCCCAGCCUGCUUCCAGGUCACAGAGGGUGUCCAAGCCUCCGUCGUACCUCCGCAACGCAUACCAGCUGACUCAGAAGCGACAGCGCGGGAGGAAAGCGGAGCGAUCGGUUGCAGUGCCAGCCAAGCGCGCCAGGGUGACGAAGGCGAAGGGGGUUCCUCUGAAUGCUACAGCAUCCGCUGCGCCAGAGACUUCAGUGGCGGAGGCACCUCAGGCAGAGGUGGAGAUAAGCGUCGGUGCGGGCGAUGAGGACAUCGAGAGUGAGAGCGAGGCACGCCCGGCGCCCUCCCGGUCGAAGAACUUGGCCUCUGUGAUGGCAGAGUCACAGGCGACUGCCACCACCAGGCCCCGUCCUCCGCCCGUGCGUGUGCCGGACAACCCUUUUGUGGCCAUGCCUGUAGCUGGGUCGUCUCGUGACCCGACAGCGCCCGGGGAGGAGACACACAUUCUGAUUAGUCGCGCGGAGUUCGAGGCCUUGAAGAAGGCGCAAGAAGCGAGCGCGCGCACCGUGGCCCGUCUUGAAGAGGAGCUGAGGUCUGCUAAGGCUGUGCAGGCGCGUGCACCCCCUCGCAGGCCGGACGAGCAUCGCGCGUGCGACCUGGUGAAAGAUUACCUCUUCUUUGAGAAGGAGAACGCCCGGAUCACGUUCUAUCCGAGCAGCGACGACAAGACGGUGGGAGUGUGUGCAGUGAUCGAGCGCCUGCCUUUCGAUUUCGCGACACUUGCUCUGGCUGCGGACAAGGCAAGACGGUCGGAUUUGAACAAGGCCCUUAGCGAGUGGAAGUCGGGCGCAGCAGGAAGGACGCGGGACAUCUCGUGUCCACGGAUGGGGCUUUUCCGCGACGAGCGAGAUACGCGCAGCCCAUGGGCCACGAAGAAGGACCGUACUCUGGAGGAGAUACGAUCGCAUUAUGGGCUGCUGCUCGGCGUUGACGAUCCCCUGGCAUUGUCCAAGUUUGGGAACGAUCGGGAGGGGAUGCCGUUCGCCUCUGGCGCAUUCGUGGCAUGCGCGGUUGCGGCAUUCAAGCCGAAGAAGGUGGUCGGGCCACUGACGGUGAAGCUUUACCACCUGGCGUGGCUGGAGCAUGUGGUGACCGACACGCUGGUGAACUGGGAGGCGAGGAAGGGGCGACUGUCGAACUCUGCCUGUGGAAACGCGCAGGUGGUCGAUGGGCUCGUGAUCCUUGCGCGUGAGGCAGUGUCGAACGCGAUCAGAAUCUUCAAGCCUAAGUACGACGUCGCCUCGUGCUCGUGGACCUGGGGGCGCCAUGGCCUUCGACUGUCCUCGUGCGGGCUGGAGGACUUAAUUCCAGCGACUGCCGCUACCCGUGAUGGGGCAGAGGUUCAGGCGGACGAGAUCUCUGGGUCGCUUGGAGGCCCGUAA